CAUUCUUGUCGUCUGCUUUCAAAGAACAGUUUGUUGUUUGUCAUUGUUGCUAGUGAUAAGUCUUGAACUUUGUUUCUUGAAGUUUUAAAAUAUUUCUAAGCAAUUUUUAACAUUAUGAAUAUUAAUUUAGUCAAUUUCCUACUUGAAUUGUUCGCUGGAAUUGGGUUUCUGCUGUCAGUUUACGCCUACAAUGUUGAAGUAAGCUUUGAGGAAGACAACAGUUAUGUCGCUAUGUGUGAUAUCAGUCAACACAUGAGUUGUACUAAGGCUUUCAGUUCUGAGUAUGGAAAGGGAUUCGGACUCACAAGACUAAUAUUUGGAGAAGAUUCGGCUCUAAAUCUACCAAACGGAGCUCUUGGCUUGAUAUUCUACAGUGUUUUUGGACUACUUUGUUUCAGUACUUCCAGUCUAAGCUCCAAAGUAAUGAUUUCGAUGGCAAUUGCAUCAAAUCUGACUUCCCUAUGGUUGGCCUAUGUACUCUAUUUUGUGCUCUACGACGCAUGCGUGGUAUGCAUUUCGUUGUAUGUUGUAAAUGCCACCCUGUUAUGGUUGUCGCUGCAUAGACAAAGUAUAGUCGCUGGGUACAAUAAGAAACAACAUAAAAUGAAACAAAAAUAAACAUUAUGCAUACCAUUAUAUGAAAAAAUUAUACAUUAUGUGAAAAUAUUAGUUGACCUAUUAAUGACUUCACAUUAUGUGAAAUCAUAAUACAGGAAGUCAUCAUAUUUAUAUAAUUCAUUCAUUUCAUUGAUUCUCAUUCAUUUAUUGUACAAAAUAUUACCAUAGAGAAACGAUAGCAUAAGUAGAUAUCCCAUGGUAUAGAGCGUUUAUGUCGCAACUUUUACUGUUAUCCCAAGCCGAUAGUUCACGUAGCUCUCUCCUAUGCAGCUGUGUGACGCUGGUAGUCUCUCAAAUUGUGCCGUUCAUACACUAUCACCCCAACAAAACAGUAAAAAUUGACAAUAAUCGACAGUAAUCAGCUUGAGAUAACAGUAAAAGUUGCGACAUAAAUUCCCUAUACCAUGGGAUAUCUACUUACGCUAUUGUUUCUCUAUGAUAUUACAAUCAUAAUUAUAAUUAUGACAUUGAAGGAAAAAAUAGGCUGAGCCUGUACUAUUUCUCUCCAAAAAUUUAUCUCUCUAAAGAAGAUCGAGCUUACCAAAAAAUGUUAUGUAGUUAAGUAUCAAGUUUGUAAUUAAUUGAAGUGAUAUAUCAAUUUGAAAAGAUGAGAAGGAAUUGAUGUAAAAUUUUGUAGUUUGAAUUAUCUUGAAAAAGAGAAAUUCAAUAAGUCUGUUCAGUACAGUAUCUAAAAGGAGUGAACAAAUAGAGCUCAUGGAAGUUGCAAUUAUCAACAAUCUUAUGAUCUUGAUAAGGUAAUCAAUAAUCAAUAUUAUCUUCUAUAAACUACACAAGAGACUCAAGCAACUUCAUAUAUUGGCAACAGAGAGAACAUUUAGGGCCGGUUUCCGAGCUCCGGAUUUGGCCAAGUCCUAGACUUCAAACAGCUGGAGUCAGAAAAUUGGCUUUCCAAAACGGGGCGUAGUCAGAGUGUUUAUUUUCUCAUUUCUAUAAUUUGAAACGUUUUUCCUUGACGAAAUUAAAUAUUUCUAAAUAAUUCAAAACAGCUGAAACUUUACACUUUUUUCUCUUUAUUCUAUUUUGUGUUUAAUUUACUAGUUUUUUGAAAUUUAAUUCAAACGUGACUAUGACAAUGACUGCGACUACGCCCCGUUUCGAAAAGCCAAUUUUCUGACUCCAGCUGUUUAAAGUCUAGGUCUUAGCCAAAUCCUGAGCUCGGAAACCGGGCCUUAUAGGUCUUCAGGAAGCUGUAUGUUUUCAGGGUAGUUAAUAACAUAUUAUUUGGAAUAUUCUUUGAUAAAUAUAAUAUUGUAAUGUAAAUUUAUUAUAUUUUGAAUAAUACCAAUAUUAUAUUUGUUCCAUAAUUGAGAAAAAUAGAUACAAUACAGAUAUAAAUAUUCUAAAAAA
This is a messenger RNA of Nilaparvata lugens (brown planthopper), 1986 nucleotides long. Its product is annotated as vitamin K epoxide reductase complex subunit 1-like protein 1. Gene Ontology annotation, molecular function: vitamin-K-epoxide reductase (warfarin-sensitive) activity. Lineage: Eukaryota; Metazoa; Arthropoda; Insecta; Hemiptera; Delphacidae. Gene Ontology annotation, biological process: peptidyl-glutamic acid carboxylation; vitamin K metabolic process. The transcript is spliced from 3 exons. The record is from RefSeq and is a predicted model, not a curated record. Bases 115 to 618 code for a protein of 167 amino acids.